Spirodela intermedia is the source of this 873-nucleotide messenger RNA. The record is from the annotation of a GenBank genome assembly. Lineage: Eukaryota; Viridiplantae; Streptophyta; Magnoliopsida; Alismatales; Araceae.
AUGGAUCUCGUCAAGGUGGAGAAGGAGAGAGCAAUGCUUCGCUACCGUAGGCUCCGCCGUGCUGCGGCGCUCUCCCGGUGGCUUCCACAGUUCCUCGCCGCGCUCACCCUUCUCUCCUGGUUCUCCGGCCGCUUCCCCCCAGUCCUCGCCCACUACGUCGGUCUCCUGCGCCGGCUCCUCCCCAGCCUCCUCAACUCCCUCUCGGCAUUUCUCCUUGGUAACCUCAUCAUCCUCGCCCUGGUCGCCAAAUCCGGCAAGUACGCUGAAGACACACCUCCCUCCUGCCCUCGAUGUCCAAGUGCCUACGAUGAACUCCACCCCUCAUCCACUCCCUCGGCCGUUCCUCCGCAUCAGCUUCACCAGAAGGAGGAGAUAACGGACCAGGAAGAAAAGGAGGCGGAUGUGGAAGAGAGGGCGGAGGAGGAGGAGGAGGAGGAGGUCCUCGUCUACGAGGAUAAAGGCGUGUGUUUGGAAAGUGUCACCUCCUCCGCCACCACCAAGAAGGGUCAGCUCCUUCAAUGGAAGUCGGAGGUCCUGCCACAUGCCGUCGAGGAGGACGACGCCGAGAAGCAGUUCCGCCGCUCCAAGACUGAGAUGGGCGCUCGCCGACUCGUAGUGAAGCGGUGGCCCGGGGAGUUGUGGUUGGAGUCAGAACAAGGAGAAGAAGAGGCGGAGGAGGAGGAGGAGGAGACUAAAGGCUGCCGGAUGCCGGCAGAAGAUGACGGUGACGAGUUCCGGCGGAGGAUCGAAGCCUUCAUCGCCAAGCAGCUGAGCUUCAUCGAAAGGGAGGAGGAAUCUCUGCUCCGCCAGGCCAAGGCAGUCGCCGCCUCCGCGCCGCCGCCACAGACCACCGCCUCCGACGGUGCUUCUUAA